Xiphophorus hellerii (green swordtail) is the source of this 2228-nucleotide messenger RNA. RefSeq names its product transmembrane protein 79a (gene tmem79a). Lineage: Eukaryota; Metazoa; Chordata; Actinopteri; Cyprinodontiformes; Poeciliidae. The record is from RefSeq and is a predicted model, not a curated record. The coding region runs from base 296 to 1516 and encodes 406 amino acids. The transcript is spliced from 5 exons. Gene Ontology annotation, biological process: regulated exocytosis. Gene Ontology annotation, cellular component: lysosomal membrane; trans-Golgi network membrane.
AUGAACAAUCUUUGAGGAAAAACAACUUUCCUCCACCUGACAGGUAACUCCUAGCAUAAAAACUGGAUCGCAAAACGACAGAACUUUCAACAAAAUCCCAAGGUUGACGAAGGUUUUGGCGACGUGGGUCGAUUAAAACCGGGUUGGCGGAAACAUUCAGGGACAUUUCCAGGAUUGCUGUGUCUGAAAAUGGCUUCCUUGAGCAAAAGGAGUUGCUACAAACACUGAGGAUCUUUAUAAUUCAACUGGAUAUCGGCUAGAAAUCAGUAAAUAAAUCAAAAUAUACAGUUUCAGAAUGGCUGCUCAGGAAGGGUUGGUCGUGGAUUUAAAUGAUGUGGUGGUUUUUCCACGUGAUGGUUCAAAUGGAAAACCUAAAAUAACAGAAGGUGGAAAACAAGAAGACAGUGACACCAGCGCAGAGGAGCUGAAGGAGAGCACAGAUGAGGAGGAGGAGGAAGAAGAAGAAGAAAUGGCGAGAUCUGCUCAUUUUGAGCCGUCCACUUUACCCUGGCCUGGAGACAAACACAGGAGGCUGCUGCUGGAGCAGGACGAUGAUGUCUUAGGGCCCGAGGAGAAAGACUCUGGGUUGAGUCAGGACUUGUCAGAGGAACGAAGCCAAGCGGACGGAGAUGUGAGGAGCAAAGCGAAGUGGAGGGAGAGCAUGCCUGAGGGUGAGAGGUGGAGGGACGACAAAGGAGACGGCUCACUGGCCGAUGAUGAGGACGAGGAGGAAGAGGGGUGGAUGUCUGAGAAACCUUCUACGGGUUUCACUCCACAUGUCACGAUCGUGUGUCCCACCACCAGGGAGCUUCCUGAAGAAGAGCGGUACUUCAGGGAGGAAGAGGAGGAGCUGAACAUGGAGCACGACCCCGCCGCACAGUUUUACCCCGAGUGGGAAGAUCAGGACGACAAGUAUUAUGUGUGCAGCGAGAAGCUGCAGCUGGGGUUAGCCACGUUGGCCGCAGGGUUCUGCUUCCCCCUGCUGGUGUGGGGUGGAUAUUCGCUGCUCCCCUUUGACCCACCCAAGCUCGACAGCGCCCCCUACAGAGUGCUCUACACACUCCGCUGCUCAUUUUUCGCCAUCAUCCCCAUCACCCUGGGCGUGUUGGUCCAGGGAAUCGCCCGGCUGCGCUUCAGCGCCCUGAAGCCGCUCUAUCAGGGGAAUCUGGUGGACAAGGAAGUGAUGGUUCACAGGCACUACGUCAACGAAUCGCUGUCUCUCUUCCUCUUCUACUUCCUGCAGCUUGCCGUCAUGGCAACCUACAUCAGCCAGGACCUUCUUAAGCUGGUGCCGCUGCUCACCAUCAUAUUUGUUUUUGGCAGGCUGAUCUACUGGGUCUGCCUCGUUCUGGGCAGCAGCAUCAGGGCCUUCGGCUUCGGCUUCUCCUUCCUCCCCGUCCUGGUGAUGCUGGGCGCCAACAUCUACUACGUCUGCACGGCGGUCGGGCCGGGCUCCGUGUUCGACGUGGCGCCGCCCGCCACCGAUCCUCCGCCCAAGCUGAGCUGGUGGUAUUAAGGUCUAAAAAACAUAGUGAGAAAAGCAGCUACAGCACCUUCAGGAACCUCAGGAAACAUGACUCACUCAGGCAAAUCACACAGACACCUUUUAUAUGUUUAAUCAGUUUGAGUCUGAUUUAGACUUUUAUGUCUCUGCGAUGAACGUGUGGCGAGUUAAGCUGUUUGUUUACAACGGAAAACCAACCAAACAAGCUUAGUUUGGAAAUCUGUAAUGACUCUGUAAAUAAAACCACUGAAUUUACUGGGUUAGAAGCCAAAUAAAUCUUCUGUUCUCUCACUAAAUAUCUACAAAUACGUCUGAUUUAGUUAAAAUCCUAAGGAUUAUAGUGUUCACUAUUCAUUCCUGUAUUAACCUUUAUAUCACCCUGCCUGUCGUUAUAUAGUUAGUUAUUAUAUGCAACCAAACUUGCAUGUUUUCUCAGCAUUUUCUAAAGUGUUUACUUAUUAUGUGCCAAUUAUCUGCUAUUAAAGACAUUAAGUUUGUUUUGUUUGGCUCAGAUAAGCUGUCAGUCUGCGUUUGAAUGAAACCUUAGUAACAACGUGCAAUUAAAGCCAAUUUAUAACAUGUACCUCUUUUUUAUUUUAUAUUCACUUAAAUGAACAAAUGCAAGUAAAAAAUGUUCUUAAUCUAUAAAUCCAAACCUAAAAAAAACAAGCAACUGGCUGGUUGUAGACUUUAAAAUGAGACUUGAAUUAAAUAAGUGUGAGAA